Messenger RNA from Striga hermonthica, 774 nucleotides. The record is from the annotation of a GenBank genome assembly. NCBI's taxonomy places the organism in Eukaryota, Viridiplantae, Streptophyta, Magnoliopsida, Lamiales, Orobanchaceae.
AUGUGGUCAUUACAUCUGCUCAUGAACAAAAUUCUGAAAUCAUAUGAAAAAAAUUUCGAAGGCCUUGCUGGAAUUCAAUUUAAUUUUGUUGGGGCCUACCAUAUACAACAAUCGUCAAACAAAGACCAGCACAAAAGUUCUGUUCUGUCGCACUUCGUUGAUGUCCCUCAUAUAAAUCAGCAGCACGCGUGGGAUUGUGGUCUUGCUUGUGUUUUAAUGGUUUUGCAAGCGCUUGGCUUCUAUGAUUGUAAUAUUCAGGAAUUGGAAGAGUUAUGUUGUACUACGAGUAUUUGGACUGUCGAUUUGGCAUAUUUGCUGCAGAAGUUUUCCGUAAGAUUUACAUACUGCACAGUUACAUUAGGAGCAAAUCCAGAUUUUUCUGUUGAGACAUUUUAUAAGGACCAGUUGCCCAAUGAUCUAGUACGGGUAAAUAUGCUGUUUCGUGAAGCUCGUAAAGCUGGAAUAUGUAUAGAGUGCAGAUCGGUUAGUGCAAAAAACAUUUCUGACUUUGUCUUGUCUGGAAAGUAUGUUGCUAUUGCUCUAGUCGAUCAGUAUAAACUAAGCCAAUCGAAACUAGAGGAUGUUUGUGUUCCAGACUUCUACGAUGGCAACCCAGGUUACACUGGUCAUUACGUGGUUAUCUGUGGUUAUGAUGCGGUUACAGAUGAGUUCGAGAUUCGAGAUCCUGCCAGCUCAAUGAAACAUGUGAAGGUUCCUUCAUGGUGUUUGGAACAGGCUCAUAAGUCUUUUGGUACUGAUGAGGAUCUUCUACUG